Bradysia coprophila is the source of this 3382-nucleotide messenger RNA. RefSeq names its product vacuolar protein sorting 11 (gene Vps11). Gene Ontology annotation, cellular component: HOPS complex; endosome. Gene Ontology annotation, molecular function: protein-macromolecule adaptor activity; protein binding. The record is from RefSeq and is a predicted model, not a curated record. NCBI's taxonomy places the organism in Eukaryota, Metazoa, Arthropoda, Insecta, Diptera, Sciaridae. Gene Ontology annotation, biological process: endosome organization; intracellular protein transport; vesicle-mediated transport.
CACAUACUACAUUAUUUUGACAGCUGCUGUCAACCAAACGCCUACACAAAACACCCGUUGUUUAGCAAAUUUUUUAUUAUUAUUUUUCUUUGAUAAGCAGCAAAGUUCUUAACACUUAGAUAUUUUGAUAGCUAAUCGCUUGAAAUGGCGAUUUUCGAGUGGCGGAAAUUCAAUUUUUUCGACUUGCAAGGAAAUGUUGACAAUGGAAAAGUUGCUGAAGCCUUAAAGGAUGCAACGAUAACAUCGUCAACGAAUGGAAAUAAUCAGAUAAUACUGUGUGACUCAAUGGGUCUGAUUCAUUUGUUCAAUCGAAAUUGGGAUGCAACUUCGUUUAAGGGUCACGACGGAUCUAUUUCAUUGUGCGAAAUAGCAACGCAGCAUAAUUUGCUCAUUACUGUCGGGGAUGACGAAAGUGGAUCGGCGCCUGCAUUCAAAGUGUGGAAUUUAUCGAAAACAACCAAAAAUGCCGUUUCCUGUCUACGAACGGUACGAACUGCCUUACAAAAGCCCACAGCGCUCGGUGUGUCCGAAAACGGGCAAUUUAUGGCUAUCGGCUACGAUCGCGGCAGUAUUUCAUUGUACCGCGGUGACAUCAGUCGUGAUCGAUCGAAGAAUGUGAAAACGUUAUCGGGUGGAAUAUCACCCAUUACGGGAAUUCAGUUCAAACAGUGCGGGAAAGUUGUUCAGAUGUUCGUGUGUUCGGAUUCCGGAGUGCUGGUGUAUAGUUUACAGCAUAAGGACAAAGAGCCAAAAAUUGUGCUGGAUAAAACGUGCGAGCCAACGAGGUGUUGCGCUUUGCAAAAAUCGUCUGUGGGAUUAAAUGAAACGCAUUUCAUGGUCGGACGGGAUGAUGCCGUCUACUGUUACACUAUUGAUGGUCGUGGUCCGUGUUAUGCUUUGGAGGGUCAGAAAUCGAUCAUUCAGUGGUUCCGUUCGCACUUACUAACAGUAUCCAAACCGAAUAAAAACACAAUCAGCACCCAAAAAGACUCAAUCCUGACCGUCAUUGAUAUUUCAAAUAAAUUCAUUGUGUUCUCGUCACCCAUCGAUGCAACUGCAACCAUUUUGGUGGAGUUCGGUACGUGUUACAUUAUAACAACCGGCAACGAGGUGUUCCAUUUGGACGAAAAAGAUCUGCAAAGCAAAUUGACUUUGCUGUUCAAAAAGAAUUUGUACGACAUUGCCGUGCGCAUAGCCAAAAGCAAUCAGUACGAUUCGGAAGGGUUGGCCGAAAUUUUCAAACAAUACGGUGAUCACUUGUACAGUAAGGGUGACUUUGCCGGUGCUGUGGAACAGUAUAGCAAGACUAUUGGAUAUUUGGAGCCGUCCUACAUUAUUCGGAGAUUCUUGGAUUCGAGGCACAUUAACUUUUUGACGGAUUAUCUGCAGGCACUUCACAAGCAGGGACACGCCACCUCUGAUCACACAACCCUACUGCUGAAUUGCUUCACACGUUUAGACAGAACGGACCAAUUGAAGGAAUUUUUAAGCAACGACACCAAUCCCGAUAUUAUAUUCGAUCUAGAAGUAGCAAUCAAAGUAUGCCGUACUGCAUCGGCUGAACAUGCCCUGUCGCUGGCGAAACGCAACCAAAAACACGAUCUAUCAAUAAGCAUACUGACCGAAGAUCAAGGGGCCUUCUUCGAAGCACUGGCUUACAUUUCCAAUUUGAAGUUCAGCGAUGCGGAAGCCAAUCUGAAAAAGUACGGUUUCAUUUUGAUGGAAAAAUGUCCGAUCGAAACGACCGAAUUGUUGAAGAAACUGUGCACAAAUUAUCGCGAAAGAAAUGCACGUAGUGACAUGGAUUUCUUGGAUGCAAGCGCGCACAUCGAUCGAGCCAAUUGUGAAGAUUUCAUUCAUCUGUUUGUCAACUCGCCGGAACGAUUGAUUGACUUUUUGGAGCAUUUGGUGAGGAAUUUAACCGACUGCAGUCAAUUAGUUUACAACACGCUGAUCGAACACUAUCUGUGCGAAUGGAAAACGAACCCGAAGUUAGAGGAACGAUUGAUGGAUAUCAUGAAAAAUCAUGUUGAAUCAUUCGAUCGAAAUCAUGUUCUGAUCUUGUGCAGUACGUACGACUAUUGGCCGGGUAUUAUGCUGAUCUAUGAAGAGCAAAAGCUAUAUCAUUUGAUCGUGCGCCACUACUUGAAGAAUCGUGACUACAACAGUUUGCUGAACAUAUGCAAAAGACUGGGUCAGAAUCAACCGCAAUUGUGGCUGCAAGCACUGACUGGACUUCGUAAAGACAAAACAGCACCGGCUAAUCUAUUGCCCCAAAUAUUGCAAGUCAUUGCACAGGAGAAACUACAGUCACCGUUGCAAGUAUUGAAUUGUUUGGCGGUUGAAAAUGGUCCUAGUCUGUCCUCGGUGCGAGAGUACUUUUUGCAGGUAUUCCAGAAGGAAUACGAAUCAACCAAACAGGAGGAAGAAGCAGUAGAAAAAUACCGUAGCGAUUCUGUUGUACUCAAGAAUCACAUAAAGAAUCUACAAGAAACAACAAUUGAAUUCCGAGGAACGCUCUGUGAUACUUGCCAUCAACCGUUAAGUAUGCCGGCACUGUAUUUCCUCUGUCAACAUGCAUACCAUCAAGAUUGCGCUCGAGGCUUUUCCGAAACAGACAAAGACAGUCCCGUAUGUCACAAAUGUCACACAAAGAACGAUCAAUUAGCUGACGCUCUGCGUGCGCAAAGCGAAUCGCGUGGUCAGCAUGAACUAUUCCACAAUCUUCUGGACCGAUCCACCGAACCAUUCAGUGUGGUUGCUGAGUACUUUGGUCGAGGUCUUUUUAACGAAAUUGUUUUGGUGGAGGAAGACAAUGAUGAGAUCAACCGAAAUGUGGUCGAGAUAAACCAACGCAAUGCAUCCCAAUCUCAAAUCAAUCCAUUCAACAGCUAUGGAGCGGGAGCCGAGGCAAAACUUCGCAUCGAUGAAGGCAGUACAGCCAAAAAUCGCCAAGAUCCGGCUAGAAAGAUUCCAAUUCCUGAAGCACGAAUGCGUCUCCAGGAAUCGAACAAAUUUUCCACAAGUCUCGAGGCAAACAUAACCCGUCCGCCGCAUAUUCGGGACAAAAGUCCAAAGGUCACACCGUUCGGCAGUCCGAGGAGACCGACAAACACCAUAUCGAAUAGCAUAGCCAAUCAACGAGCAAAAAAUCCGUUCGAUGAUGACGAUGGUUAUGACGACGCGAAGAAUCCGUUUGCAGAAGAUGAUGAUGGAGUCACCGAUGCCGACAAAAACAAUCCAUUCGAGGAGUACGAUAAUAAUCUGAAUCCAUUUGCUUAGUGUUUGGUUAAAUUGCUUAGCUUACGGAGUAGCUUAUUUACUGAAAGCGUUUUUAAUUACAAAAAUAUUUCUAUCCAAAUAAAGAAAAUUAGACAAAAAA